Messenger RNA from Agrilus planipennis (emerald ash borer), 1725 nucleotides. RefSeq names its product nurim homolog. Lineage: Eukaryota; Metazoa; Arthropoda; Insecta; Coleoptera; Buprestidae. The transcript has 5 exons. The coding region runs from base 101 to 850 and encodes 249 amino acids. The record is from RefSeq and is a predicted model, not a curated record. Gene Ontology annotation, cellular component: nuclear membrane.
AGGGGAAAGGGAAAGCGUAACCUAAAAAUAAUGACAUAAUAUUUAUUUACAUACAUUUAAAGUCGUAAUUAUUAAAUAAUAAACUCUUAUAAAAACCAUUAUGUCUGCCUUAAAAGUAAUUCAGUCAGUUUUUUACACUGGAGUGGCCCUUUUAAGUGUAUUUCAUACAUUUUAUACUGUGGUAGAUUUAAUGGCAUUUUUAUCAUUCCCCAAUUACAAUUUAUAUUUGCUAAGAAAAGAAGUUAAUGGAAUAUCUGUUACAUGGAAUUUGAUAAUUGAUAUGUGCCUAUUAACUGCAUUUAUCUUUCAACAUUCUUUGAUGACAUUAUCAAGUAUUAAAGACUUCAUAAGCAAAAUAAAACUAUCUGUUUUGCAGAGGAGCAUUUACGUUAUCAGUUCUUCAUUAUGUUUAAAAUUUUUAAUAAGUAAUUGGCAUUCAACACCGGCUGUUACUCUCUGGGCAUUUAACACAAACAGAAAUGUUAUAUGGUGGUCAUUUUUAGUACCUCAUAUAAUUGCCUGGACUAUAAUUUAUGUUGGAAUAAUAUGUAUGGAUGUAAAUGAACUCCUUGGAUUAAAGCAGGUUUAUUAUUACAUAAAAAAUUUACCAGACCCAUUGACUUUUAAAUCUCUUGAAUUAAAGCGACUUUACUCACAUGUACGACAUCCUAGCUUUAUUGGAUUUUUGAUAUUGUUAUGGGUAACACCAAUUAUGAGCCUGGAUAGACUUUUACUUGCCACCAUACUCAGUUCUUACAUGUAUUUGGCUUGGAACACAAAUCAAAUCGAUUACCGUUAUCAGGAAACACAAUAUGUAACAAAGUUUCAUGAACUCAAUAGGGUAAAAUGAUAAAAGACAAAAGGUGCUAGCAAUUCAUACUUAUGGAAUAAUUGAGUACUAACGAAAUACCAAAAUUCUGAAAGUUUUAGUAUAUUGUUUGUAACUGUUUAUUCUGAAAUAAGAGUGAGAUAUCUUGAAGGGGAAGCCAGUUUAUAUCGCUUCACCUGCACAGACUUUCCAAUCUAAUCCAGUACAAAACUCGCCUUCUUGGCCUAUAUUUUUUUCAUUCAAUAUUGUAUUUGUUUAAGAAUCAUUUUAAUGAUUUUAGGCGCAUACUUAUCUUUUUCUUUAAAAAAAUACUUAACUAGGUAUGCUUAAGCUUGUUUGAUGAGCACUCAUUAAUUUAUAUUUAUUAAUCGUAAGUAAUAUACUUAAUACUCUUGAAGAUGGACAGUUGUAUUAUAAAUUCUUGAUAUUAAACAUGACACUAACUUUUAUUAAAAAUCGUAGUAACAAAUAUUGUUUCCUGGUUUAAAAAUUAUAAUGAAAACAAAAAGUUUUUGCGUGUCUCUUUUCACCCGCUAAUAACGUUGGUAGGAAGGCAGUCUCUCUGCCUACAUUGUGGUGCAAAGGAGGAUGGUUGAUAUGAUAAAAAUAAUUACAUAUAUGCUAAGUUCUAUUUAUUAAUUGCCAAAUACACAAUUCCUAAUAUUUAAUCUGUUUACCAAAGCAGUAGUCGAUUUAUUUUUAAUAACUGUAUUCUUAAAACGAUUAAAUUUUUAUUAGAUCACAAAAUAUUGGACAAUAAUUACUUACAAAAAUUUAAGAACACUUUCAUUGUUCUUUUUUUAGUAUUAUAAAUGUUUACACGAAACGAAUUUCUCUAAUUAAACCUUUUUUUGCAUUCUCACACAAUGGAGAAUAGUCUGUUUAUAAAAAAAAAA